Messenger RNA from Syngnathus typhle (broad-nosed pipefish), 1883 nucleotides. RefSeq names its product FIC domain protein adenylyltransferase (gene ficd). Bases 318 to 1667 code for a protein of 449 amino acids. The transcript is spliced from 2 exons. Lineage: Eukaryota; Metazoa; Chordata; Actinopteri; Syngnathiformes; Syngnathidae. The record is from RefSeq and is a predicted model, not a curated record. Gene Ontology annotation, molecular function: protein binding.
AGAUGCGUGUGACCAAUGAUUUUGCUGUAUGUUUACAGGUCCGGACGAAAAACGCCGACUGUAUGUUUAGGUGUUAUAAAGAGUUGUUAUAUCAGUUUGGCCGUUUUUUUGGAUAUUUCUCGUCGAUCAGCGUAUUGAAAAUCUCCGCAGAAAAAUCUCCUUAAUGUAGUAACCGGAAAAGUGUUUUGUUCGUUGACGAGUGGCUGGUGUUCCAUUUGUUUAUAAUCUCAGCCAUCCGAUCUUCAGCUUCCCUAGCUGGGGUCCAAAUAGAAAGUGUGGCGUGGUGUAGAGAAUGGAGGAUUCAAAUCAGAAUUGUCAUGGCGGUUAUGACAGCGUGGCGAUACACUAGCGACCGUCUCCUCGGAGGAUGGGGCCCACUUCUCUGUCUUGUCCUGGGAUCUCUGGUGGCCCUGCUGACACCCUUGGUUGGAGUAGAGGAGUGCAAUGGUUCCUUGAAUGCCAUCGCACAGUUUCGAUGCCGGCUGUGGGGGGUCUCCCUGCAGCCCCCAGCUGUGCAGACCACCGGCCUCACUCUUCCUCUUACGGGCCUCGACCUCCUUCCGCUCAGAUCCAAGCCUAGCAAAGAGAUGAUUUUUGAGGCCAGAGCGGCUCUGCAGCUGGCCCAGGAGAUGAGGAAACAUGGCAAGAAGGAGAAAGCUCACAAGCUGCUGGUACACGCACUCAGUCUGAAUCCAGACUUUGUGGACGCCCUGACCGAGCUCGGGAGUAUUUUGGAGGAGGAAAAGGACGUCGUGCAAGCAGACCACCUGUACACGAAGGCGUUGGCUAUCUCACCUUGUAACAAGAGAGCACUGGUGAGCCGAGACCGCACCCUGCCGUUGGUGGAGGAGAUUGACCAGCGUCACUUUGGCAUCAUUGACCGUAAGGUGCGUAGGCUCAUGUCCAUCCCUAAAAGCAACUCUGCGCUACGCCGGGUGAUGGAGGAGGCUUACUACCACCACAUCUACCACACAGUGGCCAUAGAGGGCAGCACUCUCACUUUAUCUGAGAUCCGUCACAUCAUCGAGACGCGCUACGCUGUCCCCGGCAAGAGUCUGCAGGAGCAGAACGAGGCCAUUGGCGUGGAUGCAGCCAUGAAGUACAUCAACACCACACUGUUGUCUAGAACGGGAACAAUCAGAGUUAGUGACAUCCUGGAGAUCCACAAAAGAGUGCUGGGUUACGUGGACCCUGUGGAGGGAGGGUGCCUGCGCACCAACCAAGUGUUCGUGGGCCAUCACAUCCCGCCGCACCCGCAGGACCUGGAGCGGCACAUGCAGGAGCUGGUCCAGUGGCUCAACUCGGACGAAGCCUUGCAGCUGCACCCGGUCGAGUACGCCGCUCUUGCUCACUACAAACUGGUGUACGUGCACCCGUUCGUGGACGGCAACGGACGCACGUCACGGCUCUUGAUGAACCUCGUGCUCAUGCAAGCGCGAUACCCGCCCAUCACCAUUCGCAAAGAACAAAGGUCAGAGUACUACGCGGCUCUAGACACGGCCAACGAGGGCGACGUGCGUCCUUUCAUUCGUUUCAUUGCCAAAUGCACCGAGGUUACACUGGACACUUUGUUGAUCUCCACCACUGAGCACACGGUGGGACUCCCGGGAGGCCGGCAGGAUCAACCCUGUCCUGACUGCAAACACACCAUCCCAGUUCACUACUGAUUUGGGGACUGGAGGGCACUAGCAUUCACCCUAAGAGGUCAUAAACAUCAGAUCAUGUCUUGGAACUGCUGAAAAUUAGUUUGAGUGAGAAGAGGCGACUGUUGUGACUUCAAUAGCUUCAAUAACUGACAUUCUCGUGCAGAGUUCUUUUGGGAAGAAUGUGAUAGCACUUUCAUCAUUUAUUUAUUUUAUGCAAAUAAAGUGAUAUUAACUUUA